CGCAAUCGCGCGUCCUUUUCAGUAUUUCAGUGGAUUAUUAUUAUUUCCUUACCGUUAGCAGAAGUGUGUAGUGGACUUUCUCGAUUUCAGUGCACUCGUAUGUUUUGAACCGGUCUUAGUUUUGCAAUAAACAUCAGAUGUGAUUAUCAAGUGUAUCUAUUGCAAAAUCAACAUGAGAUUGUUCAAACGACGAUGUUCCGAUCCGAAUCCUCAGAUAGAGAAUGUAUCUACUCAUUCUGAAGUUAAUAGCGACCAUGAGGAAUCUUCGAAAUCACAUUUUUCCGCAUGGGGAAGAACUUGGGAGAAGCUCACACGUGGCGAUUCUUCUGAACAAAUUUCUUCUAGCAAAGAUAGAAGAAAAUCUUGGUCCCCUCUGAAGAAAAAUCCGAAAAAUCCAACUACUUCUAGGAAUUCAGAAGAAAAAUUGGAAUCGAAAUUGUCACAGUCUGAUUUACGGAAAAUAUACGAUAUGUAUAGAAACAUGAACGACAGAACUGACAUGACUUGCAGGAGCAGAAGAAACGGCAGAUGUAUAUCGGAAAACUUGGAACUCAGCCAACAACAAUUAUUGGACUAUUUACUUCUAAUGAAACCUAAUUCUCAAGAACUUGAUAAGAUUUUCUUGCCUGACGAUCAACGGGACCACCACGACUCUAAGAGGUUGGGUAUACUUACAGAAGGAAAAAGAUCCAGAACUUCCAGAUUGAAAUCUAUUUUUACCCGAUCGUCUAGUAAAUCCGACGACGAAGGAGACAUGAAAUUACAUCCUAAAAACUCCUCUACGGAUAGUCUGACAAGCUUGAUUAAUUUUAUACUGCCCAGUAGAAGGUCAGUGUCCAAUAGUUCACCAAAAAUGUCCAAUAAAUUCAAAUCAGAUGAAAGUGGUUACGGUAGCGAUUCCACUAAAACCGCAACGAGUAUAGAUUCUCCAAUAGGCUCUAUUAAAUCGCAGAACAGCGCUGUAUCCUCAGAUCAAGGUACAAGCAACGCUGGAGCUACCAGUGAUUACUAUCAAGAUGACACAGACACAGCCGAAGAAGAUGACAUCAACGAUUUCAUUAGGAAACCGUCCAAAAAGCGUUCCAGAUCAAAAAGCCAAGAAAUCGAAUCUCAACAACGAAGAAAGUCAUUCAAAUUCAAGCGAUCCCCGACUAAGACUAACAGAGAAAAAGACAAAUUGAAAGUGUCUGUAGACGAUUUAACUAAAAAUUACUGUGAUAAAUUAAAAUUAAACAACGACAGUGCAGAUCUCCAAACUAAACGGAGACUCUGCACUGGAUAUACAGACAAGGAAUACAAAUGUGUAAGGAUGAAGUAUGGUCGAAACGAAGUACUGGGAAUCAAAGUUGAAUCAAGCCUUGCAGGAAAUUCAUCUUCAACAUACCAUGUUGUGGAAAUUUUGCCAAAUUCUGUUGCUAAAAGGAAUGGAAUUUUGCAAGUUGGCGAUGAAAUAAUCAAAGUUAAUGGCAUUUCCGUAAAAGGCUGUUCAAUAAAUUUAAUAAAAACUUACUUGGAAUCGAAAUCUGGAGAACUGGAUUUGUUAAUCUCCCGAUCGCGUGUGCCGUAUCCAACUAAAUCAAAUCCUGUCAAACCAAGUCAAAAACGGAAAGUUUCCGCCAGUCCAGAGAGAAAAUCAACUCUUAGACGACCAUUAUUCAGCAUUAAGAAGGAUGUCACUAAAAUAGAGAUACCCGAAGUUAAGAAAACUAGAAAGUACAUCAUUACUUCGCCCAUAAGUGUGCCAAACGUCCCAAAAAAAUAUGUCGGUUUAUCAGACAUUUUGGAUAAACCCGCAGUUGAAACGCAAGUGACGUUCAGUGAGAAACCUCGAACAGACGACGAUGAGAUUUUUAAAAAACCCGCCGUUCCCGUUCUGGAUGCAAGGAAAUCGCAACAGGACAACCAACAAACGACGGGCUUUAUAAAAAAAUUUUCAGUUUCACCGGAUUUACACGGAAGAAAAGGGAGUUUCAACGAAGAAACUUGCUCUACAUACGACAAAUCCAAAUAUAAAAUUGCCGAGUUUCACAAAGGACCCGGCUGCAAAUCUCUAGGAUUUUCUAUCGUGGGAGGAAGGGAUACUCCAAGGGGGCCGAUGGGUGUGUAUGUUAAAACGAUAUUUGAACGUGGACAAGCCGCAGAUUCCGGGAUAAUCAAAGAAGGGGACGAAAUUGUUUCAGUUAAUAACAUUUCUUUUCGUGGAUUAUCUCAUCGCGAGGCUGUGCAGUUUUUUAAAAGUAUUAAAUGCGGCAAAGUUGUGGUGGUGCUAUCCCCGCGUCAUAAAUCCGUUUCCGGUUCUUUGUAAUCUAUUGUAAUUUGUGCCUGUUACUUUAUUUACAAUUCCAACAGCAGCUUAUUUAUAGAUAGCUAACACAAAUUACACUGUUUAAAACUGGGCUUAAUUUUCGUUGCUUUCUAAUUGUUUCUAACAUUGGUAUUUUGGUAUACUUACCCGUUUCUUAAUUUUUUUAUUUUUUGUGAGAAUUUUGCUCUUGUUCUUUCUUUUCCAUUCUGACAAACUAUUUCUAUGCGUUUUUCUAUCGAGAUUAUACGAAAUUUGACGAUAUUUCUAUUUUACAUGACAGCAGCCAAUUUGCUAACACAAAAUUUGUCUGAAGCUGCUGUCGGUGUAACAAUGAAAGUAAAAAAUCUAAGACUGACUUAAUUUGAUAAAUCGAAAUAUUAAAAAUAAAAAAUCGAUUAAUUUAAUUAAUAAUUUCGCGUUAACUUAAUUUAAUGUGUUCAUGUUCAUACGAAAAUGUUUCAAAAAAAUCGUUACAAUUAACUUUAGACUUUAAUUUGUAUAUUGAAAGAUUUAUUUCUGAAUACGUGGUGCUAUGGCAACUAAACGACUUGGUACAAAAUGUACAAAAAAUUGUAUGUUGACAAUUUAUCGUUUGUAAUCUUAGGUAAGAAUUUGUUCAUUAAAUUUACAUAAUAUAAAAAAAUAAAAACUACUAA
Molecule: messenger RNA, 2961 nt
Organism: Phyllotreta striolata
Lineage: Eukaryota; Metazoa; Arthropoda; Insecta; Coleoptera; Chrysomelidae
Source: the annotation of a GenBank genome assembly